AUGCGCCACUAGCAAUCGCCUAUCGAAAGGCACACAUGCCGGCGAAAUUGUUUCGUUUCGCAAAGAUUCUUGUUUGUUUAUUGUUUAUAAGUGAUUUCUAGAUAACCACUAGCGAACGAAAUGGAAAGACCCCUGCAGAAGCAGCUGUACGCCAUUUCGCGCGAAUCGUCUCCGGGCGUACGGAGAUAUAGCAUGCCGGCGGCUUCGGCAGACAGCACGCGAAAAUCCUUUUUUGGCGGCAACGCCAGCUGUGCCCAGUUGCCCGGAAGCCUCAAAAAGACUGCCCUGACCAACAGCCGGCUCAGCCUGUCUGUGCGCUCCACUCAAUCGAUUCCUGGCAUCCGCUCCGAUUACAAUGUGGUGGAGAGCUUUGGCUGCCCACUGCCCGUGGUGGUCAAUGAGGCUCUAACGUUUGCGGGAUCUGGAGCGGGCACAGUCACCGCCAAAGUGACCCAGAAUGGUUGGGCUUGGGUUGUCCAGGGCAGACGCCUCUUGAUUUGGCAGUACAAAGACACGGCCAAGUCGGGUUCGCCACCUCGCUUGGGCAAACCUGGUAGGCGUGGCGGUGGUUUAGCCCAGUGCCGGGAGCUGACCCUGCCCUACAGCGACCUGGGUCACAAGAGCGACUUGGUCAGCGUUUUUCAAACGGAGGGCCAGCAAAUGGCCUCCUGUAUUGCCGUUUCCGCUACCGGAGAAGUGCGCUAUUGGUCGUCCAUCGCCCACGAUGGGAACUCUGUUGAUCUCUCGAUCCUAACUGGUCAGGAGUUCGUCCAGCUGCUCAAUUUGCCAACGCAACAGGGCUAUCUAGCCGUUACCACCACCUGCAAUCUGGUUUUCCUUCGGGUGGGCCUCACCAAUGGACGUUUUACACUUCAUCAUAAGACCAUUAAGCCGGCCACUAGUUUCCUCGGUGGAUUUAGCAAGAAAUUCGCCUCCAUUUUGAUUGGCAUGAACACGGGUGGGGACAAGGAUCAGGCAUUGGUUGGCAUGUGCUGCGAAAGCAAUUCUGAAAGUGGAGAAACAGUAGUGGCCGUGCUCUCGGAUCGUGCCAUCCAGCGUUGGAGUCUGUCCAACAAAGGCAAUGCCGAGAAUCUACUAUACGAGGAUGCAGAAGUGGUGCGCAGAAUACGUGAAGAGUUCAAAACCAAAUUCUGGAAUGUCCGUUUGCCGGCGGACAAUGUGGAAAUCGAUCUGCAUCUGCUUGACUUCCACUUGGUGAAGAACAAGGCAUAUAUACUGGCUGGAGCUGUAAAUGCUGCUCAUGCUCCACAAAUGUGCUAUGCUCUGGUGACAGCCAGUGCUCAUGCGGAAAAUAUGCUCCUGGAGUCGUUCACGCCGCUAAAAAUAAACAAAUUCUUUAAUGCCAAGACCGAGGAGGAUUGUCUCAGCCUGCGCUUCGUGGUUGGCAGCAGUCACAUCUAUCUAUACUCGCCGAAGGUUGUGUACCCACUGCACUUAUCCAACUCCGUGCCCACAGCGGAGCUGGAGGCGGAGAAGAUCGAGUUCCAUCUGCAUGACGAUCGCAUUUUGAGUGCUGCCAUUUGCAAUCAAAUGCCAUUGUUCUUUAGUCGCACCCAUGGCUUGAUUUCAAUCACUCCAGGUGAUUUUGACAGUACCGAAAUGAUGAACUUGAGCUCCUGCAACACACCGGAUCUAUUCGCCCCCAAUUCGUUUAAUGCAAGCUUCGGAGCUCCCGACCAGUCUGCUCUGACUGGCAGCACCAAUAAUCUGCACCUGUUCGAGCUGGAUCCGGAUGAAAUGUACAACGAACUGAGCGACGAGGUGGGCCAACUUAAGGCAGCGUUCCUCUACCACCUUAAGCGCAACCACAACAUGGUCAAGACAAUUGUCGGAGAGCUGCUGCGCAGCGUGACUGGAGCCGAUCCGAAUGGAGCACCCAUAGAUGCCUAUAAGUUGGACAGAAUUGUCAUCACCAUUGCCGAGGACUUGGCCGAAGAUAUUCCAAUAUCCGAUCCUCGCUGGGAGGAGGCCCUUGGAGAUCAGGAAAGCAAUCGGCAUGCCAUUGGCAGUUCGCGUUCCAUGCAGAUUAUCAAUCAGUUAAGGGACAAAAUCAUUGCUUUUCAGCAUUUCAUCACAUUUCUGCAUUCCAGUGGAGUUUGGGAAAAGCUCAAUGCCAUACCUUGUGGUAGUCAUUUGCUAAAGCCCACCAGCUUCAUACUCUCCGAUAUCAGCGAAAAGAUAGUGGCUGCCAUGGCUCUACGUUCGCUGCAGACCAAACUGCCGAAGUUAAUCGAAGAGGCCAUAGAGGCCACCGUGGCGUUAUGGGAUGAGAAGCCGCAGGGCAGCCUAACCAGCCAGGAUCUAUUCUACGUUAAGCUGUCCAAGUUGCAGAACGUUUUCGAGGCCCUAGCCGACAUAGCCGACGAUCGGAUUGCGGCCCAGAGUCAGACCACCGUGUCAGUGGCCCACUUUGUCAACGACAUUAACUCCAUUGUCCUGGACACGUUGGGUCAGGUGCUUAGGCAUCGGGAGCAGCAGGCCAGUAGCUUCAGGCUGAGCAACGACAAACUGUCGUCCUACGAGAAUCUGCCCUGGACUGCGAUGGCGGGCAGUGCCGGUGUCCGCGACACUUUGACCCGCCUCAUCGACAUUAGCGUUCGGUAUGGCGGCCACUGCGUUAGCGAGACCGAGUUAAAGCAGCAGUUGUACCAGCAAAUAUUCGAACUGGUCGAUCUGGUGCUGGAUGGACGAAGAACCUACUUGGAAAGCGUGCGGGACUCUGAGAAGUUCAAUGUGCUGCAACAGCAGUUUGAGGCUCAGCGCAGGGAACUCAUCUCGUUACUAAUCAAAGAUCGACAGUAUGAGUAUGCCGCAAAACUGGCCGAAAAGUACCUGGACUUCCAGAGUCUGGUGCUGAUCUGCGAUGAGACGCAGGACAAGGAUCGCUUGGAUGACUACACCCGCAAGUACGAGGAGUUCGACUUCUCGCAAUUUGCCAUCAACUGGCAUCUGCGUCAGAACAGGCACGGCGAGAUCUUCGAGCGCUUCAAGGGCAACCAGACGGCUCUGGCGCAGUUCAUGCGCGACCAUCCGUCCCUGGGCUGGAUCCAGCUAAUAUUCAACGGCGACUUCGAGCGGGCGGCCAAGGUGCUGUACGAGCUGGGCCAAUGCGAAACGGAGUUUGUGGCGCGCAAGAAGUCAAUGCUGUCGCUGGCCAAACUGGCUGCCUUCGCAGCAGCCGAAUCCGAUCUAACCGCUCAGGUCGAGAAGAUCAAUGCAGAUCUUACGCUGGUCGAAUAUCAGUCGCAACUGGGCCAUGACGUGCUGCUAAGUUUUGGCUUCGACUCAACGGAACAAAAGGUUCUGAAAGCAGAGGAGAUAAUCAACCUCAACAUUGCCGAGGAAAAUGACACGGCCACGGAAGUGGAGUUCCGCAAAGCUCUGGAGAUUUUGAGCUACGUGGAGCAGCCCUACGAAAUGCGGCACAAGAUCUGGUGUGCAGCCAUAAAACGCGAUAACUGGACGGACUACGAUCCCAACAACGCCGUGGACUACAUGCAGAAGUUGCUCUUCUUCAGGAUCAUCGAAAUCUCGCAGUUGAUGGGCCACGAGACCGAGAACUUCUUGCCACCCAUGGAGGACUUUCUGGAGAGCGUGGAGCUGGGCGAACUGCCGCAGCAGAAACCGUUUCAGUAUCUUUUAAAGCUGACCUACGAGUAUGUGGCCGACAUGUUCAGGCAGCCACACGAUAUGGAGCUCUAAUCGUGCACCCCUCACAUGUCAUUUAUUAAAGUUUACGCUAAGAAUCCGA
Drosophila gunungcola (fruit fly) is the source of this 3772-nucleotide messenger RNA. It is a transcript of the gene Nup133, whose product is annotated as nuclear pore complex protein Nup133. Gene Ontology annotation, biological process: transcription-dependent tethering of RNA polymerase II gene DNA at nuclear periphery; protein import into nucleus; poly(A)+ mRNA export from nucleus. NCBI's taxonomy places the organism in Eukaryota, Metazoa, Arthropoda, Insecta, Diptera, Drosophilidae. Gene Ontology annotation, molecular function: protein binding; structural constituent of nuclear pore. The transcript has 8 exons. Gene Ontology annotation, cellular component: nuclear pore outer ring. The record is from RefSeq and is a predicted model, not a curated record. Bases 121 to 3723 code for a protein of 1200 amino acids.